Phymastichus coffea is the source of this 1052-nucleotide messenger RNA. RefSeq lists its product as uncharacterized. The record is from RefSeq and is a predicted model, not a curated record. NCBI's taxonomy places the organism in Eukaryota, Metazoa, Arthropoda, Insecta, Hymenoptera, Eulophidae. Bases 88 to 900 code for a protein of 270 amino acids. The transcript is spliced from 3 exons.
UCUCAUUCUGUUUUUAUUGCGCUUCUUUAACUAGCAAUAUAUCAUUUGCGAGCUUUCAUCCUGGGCUACAAAAGAGAAUUUUUAAACAUGGCUAAGUCGCUCAUAAUAUUUCUUCUUUGUCUCUCGAGCGUCUAUUCAGACCCAGAGAUGAAGGUAGAAAUCUCCAAGGAUGAAGUAGCGGAAAAAAUUGACGACACAUCUGCAUCAGUUAAAUCAAAAAGAUAUUCUUGGCCUGCUCAUCCAACUCCUUGUCCGCCGCAUUGGCCACAUUAUCAACACGGAUGGCAAAUGCCUGUUCAUCAUAAAGUCAAUUUUAUACAGCCUCAUUACGUACCUAAGCCUGCAGUUUCAGUUAUAAAAUCUAAUUCGGUAUGGAAUAAUCCUUGGCAACAAAAUUACGAAUGGCCAAAACCAUCUCAUGGUUGGCAAUCACCAGGUUGGCUUUCUGGUUGGAAAUCGUCUGGUUGGCAGUCACCAGGUUGGCAGUCACCAGGUUGGCAGUCACCAGGUUGGCAGUCACCUGGUUGGCAAUCUGGUUGGAACAAACCUUCAUAUUCUUAUGCACCUAAUUAUCACAAACCUUCGUAUCAUGUUCCCAUUCAUAACGACUGGGUUAAACCAGUUGUUCACCAACCAGACUGUCCACCAUGGCAACAUGGCCAUUCCCACACUGGCGUAGUAUAUGCACCACAGCAUCAAUAUCAUCAUCAACCACAGAUUGUUCACGUAGCCAAGCCACACUUUCACCAUCCACAACCUGUCCAUCAUCAAUACCAUCAUCAGCCACAAAUUAUGAAGGUGGUCAAGCCCCUAUACCAUCAUCCAAAACCUCUUUAUCAUCAUGCUGCAUCUUUCCAUCACCCUGUUCACCAUCUUCCACAUGUAGAGCCCUGUGACUAGUGGAAAUGUUCAUGGUCACAGAAGUACAUAAGACAAUAUCAUUUAUCACGACGGCAUUAGUUCGUUGUUUAUUAAAAUUGUACCUAUGUAAAAAUGAUUUUUUUAAAUUGUAAUUACUAUUUUAUGUUUUUAUUGCAAAUAAAUAAGUUACA